Hemicordylus capensis (graceful crag lizard) is the source of this 3533-nucleotide messenger RNA. It is a transcript of the gene PEX6, whose product is annotated as peroxisomal biogenesis factor 6. Gene Ontology annotation, biological process: protein import into peroxisome matrix. The coding region runs from base 139 to 3153 and encodes 1004 amino acids. Lineage: Eukaryota; Metazoa; Chordata; Lepidosauria; Squamata; Cordylidae. Gene Ontology annotation, cellular component: cytosol; peroxisomal membrane. Gene Ontology annotation, molecular function: ATP binding; ATP hydrolysis activity. The record is from RefSeq and is a predicted model, not a curated record. The transcript is spliced from 17 exons.
GAACCGGCCCUGUGUGUCAGUCUAGCGAUGAGAAGUCUAUGUUGGUGUCGACCAUAGACUCGCAAUGGCUCCUGCGGGAGACGGCUUCCCUCCCUCCUCCCUGGACUAGGGCUCUGCGCGGCGGCGGGGUCGCUCCGGAUGGCGGCCGUCGUCGUUCUCCGGAGCCUGGGCGACUCGCUCCCCCAGGACCUGCCGCCUGCCACUGGGCUGCUGCUGCUGGCUGCGGCGUCCGGCGAAGAGUGGGCGGCGGCGGGGCCAGGCGGAGCGGGCCUGGUGCUGGCCAUGCGGCCGGCGGCGGGCUCCCCGGAGGCGCAGCCGGUGUUGCUGUGCGCCGCGCGGCUGGAGGCCGAGGCCGGCUCCGAGCCGGAGCUGUGGCUGAGCCGCGCCUUCCUGCGGCGGCUGGGCCUGGCCGCGGGGAGGCGGGUGCGCGUGUGGCCCGUGCGGAGGCCGCCCUGGCUGGGCUGGGUGCUGCUGGGGGGAGCCGGAGCCGGGGCGGCGGUGGUGGGGCGGACGCCGCGCUGGGCUUCGGCCGUGCUGGUGCGGCGCGGGGAGAGCCUGCCCGGCUCGGGGCUGCAGGUCUUGGAGGCCCGGCCGGCGCUGCAGGGCCUGCUCGGGGCCGGCACCCGCUUGGCCGUGACGGAGCUGCGCGGGGGCGAGAGUCGGGGCCCGAGCGGGGAGUCUCCGCUGCCGCCGCCCCCGCCGCCUCUCGUGUCCCAGUGGGCGCGGGGCGGAGAGCGGCUGGUGCGGGCGGAGCGAGGCCACCCGGCGCUGUGGGGCAGGGAGGCCGCGGGGGAGGCGCUGUGGGUGACCCGAAGCUGCUUGCACAGCCUGGGCCUCUUCCAGGGAGAGUGGGUCUCCAUGACCAGGCUGCAGGAGGGGGGGGAGGAGGAGGAGGAGGGAGCGUCCCCGGGCAGUGGGGCACGCCUGGCCGCCGUGCGGUCCCUCCACCCGCAGUGGGCCUUUCCUCACCGGGACGACGGCCACCCCCGAGCCGCAGCGGAGAGCCCCUUGUUGAACCUGACGGCGCUGAUCCCAGCCCCUUUGGCCUUCAACCUGUCCUGCGACCCCUUGGGAGGGAGCCUCCUUCGGAUCCAGAGAUAUGGGGAAGCAGCUGGUGUGCAAGAGGUAAAUGGAAGUCGGUCCUUGCUAUCUGUGCCACCCUUUGCCAAGGAGCUGCACAUAGAGAUUGUGUCCUCACCAACCUACAGCACCAGAGGAGUCUAUGACCAAAUUCUCUACCAGCACUUUCAAACUCCCAGGGUAGUCCAAGAGGAAGAUAUUCUGUGUGUUCCAACAGUUGGGCAUCCUGAGUUCCUGGAAGGAAAUUCAGAGAAUUUUUUAAGAUGGCCAGAGCUGUACUUCAAGGUGAAAAAGAUAAUAGCAGCUGAGGAAAAAGAUCGGAAUGUGGGGUACCUGGCUGACAUCCAGAACACUUCUUUGUUCCUGGUCGGGUCAACAAACAGUGCCAUCCCAUCUUUCCCAUCUCAAAAUGGCCGUGGUUUUUGGAGCAGUCUAUCUCCUGCUGGACUCUGUGAUGUAGUCAAGGAGCUCUGUGACAUUCUUGGACCUCACUUGCAUAGUAGGGGAACUCUGCUAAAUGGAGCUGGAAGCAUCCUUCUCUCAGGACCUAGUGGUGUGGGGAAGAUGACAGUGGUCAGAGCUGCCUGUAGCCGCCUCAAUCUCCAUUUGUUCAAGGUGGAUUGUGUUAGUUUGUGUGGCGACACCAGUGGCUCUACAGAAGCAAAACUACAGGCUGCCUUCUCGCAGGCUGAGCACUACAGCCCUUGUGUCUUUCUGAUGAAAGAUGUCGAGCUGCUGGGAAGAGAUCGUGAUGGGCUUGGGGAGGACUCCAGGGUCAUCCUUGCUUUAAGGCACCUCCUCCUGGACAGCAAGGCAAAUGCCAGUUACCCUGUCCUAGUGGUAGGCACAACCACCAAGCUUGAGCGCGUUCCUACAGAUCUGCAGACAGCUUUUCUUCAUGAGGUGAAGAUCGAAGCACCCUCAGAAGAGCAAAGGAAAGCCAUCCUGAGCAUGCUAACGGAAAGUCUCCCUCUGGGCAAAGAAGUGAGCCUGACCAAAGUGGCCCGGCAAAGUGCGGGUUUUGUGCUCGGAGACUUCUGCACUUUACUUGCCCACAGCAGCCGUGCAGCCUGCACCAGGAUCCAGAAUUCAAGUUUCCCUGGUGGGGCAAGUGAGGAGGAGGAGCAUGAUUUCUGUGCUGCUGGCUUCCCCCUCCUAGCCGAAGAUUUCAGUGCUGCAUUGAAUAAACUACAUGAUGCUCAUUCACAGGCAGUAGGGGCCCCAAAGAUACCCUCUGUCUUCUGGCAAGAUAUUGGUGGGCUCCAGGACGUGAAGAAGGAAAUCCUGGACACUAUUCAGCUUCCCCUAGAACACCCAGAACUGCUGUCUUUAGGCCUUCGCCGCUCUGGCCUCCUGCUCUAUGGACCUCCUGGAACAGGAAAGACGUUGCUAGCUAAAGCUGUAGCAACUGAGUGCACCAUGACUUUCCUCAGUGUGAAAGGCCCUGAACUCAUCAACAUGUACGUUGGGCAGAGUGAAGAGAAUGUGCGUGAAGUGUUUACCAGAGCCAGGGCCGCUGCUCCCUGCAUUAUCUUCUUUGAUGAGCUCGAUGCUUUGGCCCCCAAUCGUGGGCGGAGUGGAGAUUCUGGGGGCGUUAUGGACAGAGUGGUCUCUCAGCUACUAGCAGAGCUGGAUGGGCUUCAUUCUUCCCGAGAGGUGUUUGUUAUUGGAGCUACAAACAGACCUGACCUUCUGGAUCCAGCGCUGCUCCGGCCAGGCAGAUUUGAUAAGUUGGUCUAUGUGGGUGUGAAUGAAGAUCGAGACUCUCAGCUGCGAGUAUUAAGUACCAUCACCAGAAAAUUUAAGCUGGACCCUUCAGUGAGUCUCCUUGGUGUCCUUGACAAAUGUCCUGUACAGCUAACAGGAGCAGACUUGUAUGCCCUCUGCUCAGAUGCCAUGAUGUGUGCUAUCAAAAGGAAAGUGGAGUGGAUAGAAGAAGGGCUGGAUACGGAGAGCUCGGACCUAAUCCUGACCAUGGAGGACUUCAUACAAGCUGCAACUAGGUUGCAGCCUUCUGUUUCUGAACCAGAACUACUCAGAUACAAAUUGAUCCAACAGAGAUUUGCUGCUUGAGAAACACCUGGUGGGACUGGGAAGGAGUACGUGAUUCGACUGUACUCUGUGUGGAAGAAUUUUUGCUUGGGAACAUCAUCCGUCCCUGUUGGCAAAAUAAUGAGUAUUGCCUAUUGCAAUAUGGUGGAUUUUGGUGACCAGGCCAAAGAGAUCUGGUUAUGGAAUGAGACAACUUCAAUGAGUAGGAACUACUGCAAGUUAAUCCUCAUUUGUGUUCUGUUUUUGUUGACAUAUGAGGAGAUGGAGUUCCAUUCAAACAUCAAGUGGAAAACCUUGGGGUGCUAAGAACCUGGGGCUGUGAAUAGAGGGAAUAUUUGCAGCUGUAAGUAUCUAACAUGUCUAAAUAAAGAUUGACUUGCUUCUUCAGAAGGGCAAAAACA